CAUGGUUGACUCUGCAAUGGCUUCCAGUGCAUCCGUGAUGGACAAUGGAGACAAACCUCUCAGGGCUACUUUCCAACAGACCAAGGGAGGGCGACUCGGACCAUAUAAAGCUGCAGCAUUUAACGUUCCCAACUGUGUGUUUCCUCCUAAACUGUCCGAUGCCAAGAACAUAGCCAAGAUACCUGCAGUCCUGAGCGAGUACCUGAUCCGAGUGGGUGAUGACUCAGCUUGUCUGCACGAUCCCAAUCUCCUGGAAGAAUGCAAUUCACCCCUUUCCAAAGAUACAUCCUACAGGUUUAAAUUUGUCUUGGUUGACAAGACUGCAGUCACGGUGAAAGACCAAACCGUCUGGUCUGAUCCAAUUAAAACCAAGAAGUUGAAGCUGGCUUCCUCCAUCGAUCCUUGGCCAGGCCAGAGAAGCAGCGGAAUGGUUGUCAUCACUUCUGGCCUAAGCAUGCUGGCGUUUGCCGUAGUGGCCGCGUUUCUUGCUGCACGGGAAUCCAGAGAGUCAUUCGUUGCACUCAGGUAUCAAUCCCCAACUAGACGACGGGAUGAUGAUGACACAAGAAUGCAGGAAACCUCCCUGUCCGACCACUGACUACUGCACCUGUUGGCUGGCUGUCUUCAGCUGCAAGUGUACUCGCCAGCCAGUCCUGGAAUACCGCCCUGCACGGAAUUGAAUUGUAUAUACAGUAACAGAUGCUAGGACAACAAAGUGCUCUUGGAGAUUUCUUUCUCUAAAAUCUUCUGUUGUUGUGCUAGAAAAACGGGUCAGCUAUGAACGUUCCUAAGAACCCCACCCUGAGAAUGAAUUGCCUUCGCUAACUUUGGGCGACAGCAAUUUCUACUUGUUUCUCCAGUGGGCUGGCGUGUGGGAGUGCCUAUCAUGUGCCUUGUUCACCAAAUAGAGUUUCUGUCGCGUUGUAA
This is a messenger RNA of Sphaerodactylus townsendi, 927 nucleotides long. RefSeq names its product uroplakin 3A (gene UPK3A). The coding region runs from base 2 to 598 and encodes 198 amino acids. NCBI's taxonomy places the organism in Eukaryota, Metazoa, Chordata, Lepidosauria, Squamata, Sphaerodactylidae. The transcript has 5 exons. The record is from RefSeq and is a predicted model, not a curated record.